UUUGUUUCUUCAGAGCCACUACCAGGAAAGGAAACCAAAAUAACCCACAAGCUGUUUGAACAAGUCUGUAAACUGGAGAGAACUAAAGAGAUCAAUAUAUAGACUUGCGCUGUAUGAGUGAAAGUGUGUGCAUGUGAAUGAGUUAGAAUUGUUAAGUUUCCAUCAUGAGUCUCAAAAGCAGGAGAUUCUCGCUGGACAGCUGUGUCUGUCUGGAUGGAGCUGGAGUCCUCGGUGGAAGAAGAGGCAGCAGCAGGUUUAGCAGUAAGAAAUCUAGGCACAGCCAGAGUCUGGAUGACGCCCGACUGGAGAUCCAGGAGCUUAAUAAAAGCCUCAACUCCACAAUGUCCGUCAGGGAACAAACCAUAACAGAGGAGAGUCUUGAGCGAUCAAAUGAACUUACCAACAAUCAUAGCUUCCUGAAGCGCAAUAAAAGCUUCCACAAGCUGUUCCCAGAGAUUACUGAGGGGGAGAACCCGACACACUGGUUCAUCUGUGCAUUGCAGAAGGAGGUGCUGUAUCAUGGAAAACUCUUUGUAACCGAGAACCAUGUGUGUUUCCACUCAACCGUGCUGCUCAAAGACACUAAGGUUGUGAUUCCUACGUCCAGUGUCAGGGAGGUGAAGAAACACAACUCGGCUUUGUCCAUGAUAUCUAUCCAAACUGCUGAUGGAGAGAAGUACUCAUUUGGGUCUCUGAGAAACCGUGGGAUGUGCUACAAACUCUUCCAAAGUAUCUGCUCACAUGCACAGCAGGGAGAGAGUCCAAACAGCAGCCCUCAUCUCUCCUCUGCAGAGAAUGAAGCCGAUCCUGAUGUGGUCUCCAGUUAUUCCAGUUUGGAAGACAGCAUAGAUAAUGAUCUGAGCAGACAAAACAGCAUUAUUCUUAAGAAGCGUUUUCAUCAGAUGUCCAGUGAAGGUCCCACAAGAAGCAGUUCCACUCGUCAGAGCAGCUUAACAGAUGAAGACAACAGAGCUGUGUCAUGGAUUUGGAGGGUCAUUGACAAGGCGGCACCGUUCUUGUUCCUCAGAGAAACAAGGAAUCUCAGCGCUCUCUUCUACAUCUAUAUGAUACUACUUGUGUUGCUGCUGUUGGUGUCUGGGUACAUGGGGCUGAGGAUCAUAGCACUGGAGGAGCAGCUGACCACUUUGGGAGCCUUGACUGAGUUGUCUUUGCACCACAGAGAGUACCAAGAAACGUAGCCAGUGGCAGAGGGUGGUAAUUAACAGAACCUUCUAGGAACUCAUGCAAUGUACCACUCUAUUAAGAUCGUACUUUGAAACCUGACAGACCCCCAAAAGCCUCUUAACAAUGAGACUGUCCAUUUGACAUACAGUACAUCUUGGCCAAAGACAUUUACAAUAUUUUGCAUAUAUAAGUUCCCUCACAGUAGAUAUUAAACUCCUGUAUUAGUGCCAUGUAAUGUAUUUGAUGGAAGUCAGCAGUAAGAUGUUUUUGGGAUGUCUGAACCAGGCCACACGUGGUGAACUACAUGGAUGACUGACUGUGCUGGCUGAGAAGUACCAGGACAGUAUUUUCCGUGAGGCAUGCACUGAUUCUCUGCUGACAGAUCAAAAACUGAAGUGAGGCUCUCCUGCACUGAGCCAUAUGGAGGCAUCCUGCUGAAGCCAUGUUUGUUUCCUGGCUGGUGAACAGCUGAGCUCAGCUUGCAGAAGUUGCUGGAGUCUUGACCGUCAUUUUCUUGGAUCGACACAGCCUACAACAGUGGGAACAGACCAGAGUCGCUCUGAACAGGAAGAUGAAAGAAGCACUUUGCUGUUGGUUGAUUUUAAAUAGUAUAUUUUGAAUUUGAGGGUUCACACUAUUUUUUUACUGCUGGAGGCUAAUGUGUUAAUGACAGCAAUCAGCCAGCAGAGGGCAUCCACUUCCAUUAAACCUAACUGACACAUGAGGUACCAAGACAGGAUUUCAUUUACACUUUAAGAGGUUC
Messenger RNA from Xiphias gladius (swordfish), 1948 nucleotides. RefSeq names its product GRAM domain-containing protein 2B-like. Lineage: Eukaryota; Metazoa; Chordata; Actinopteri; Istiophoriformes; Xiphiidae. The coding region runs from base 165 to 1199 and encodes 344 amino acids. The record is from RefSeq and is a predicted model, not a curated record. The transcript has 13 exons.